AUGCCAGCCGCCCCAGGGACACCUGCCACCGGCGGGGGUGCCUCCCCGGGAGGGGCACUGUCCCCGACGUGUCCAGGGGACCGCGGGCGGCCCGGCUGCUGCCUGCUGCCCGCCUUGCGACCAGCGCGGGAGGGGGCCGGGGGCCUGGGGCCUGGGGGCUGCGGGGACGGCGAGGAGGGGAAGACUGCGAGUGGAGCCCCUCUCCUGGGCCCGGGGCGCCCCGCGGGCGCGGCGGGAUGGGCCACGCCGUCGGGCCUGGCGGCUGUUUCUGCGCUGUCAUCAGCCUCAGCGCUCAGCUGUCCGGGGCCCCAGGGUGCUGCCGAGCUGAGCGAGGAGUCCCGCCAGGCGCCCCCCAGCGCCCCCUGGCUCGUCCUGCUCCACAGCCGCACUCCCACCAUCCUGGGCAGACUGUCCCCCGAGGCUGAGGGGCAGGCUGGGAAAGGGCGGGGGCAACAGGCCGAGCCUGGGGUGCUGCGGGCCGGGGGCACAGGGAGGAGGGACAGGCCACCCCUGCUCUGGUGUCCCAAGGGCCUGCAAGUAGUGCCCUGGCCCCAGCAAGUGGCCGCCCAGCUGCCCCUGGCUCCCAGAGCCCCCUCCGUGCCCCCACUGCCGUCCACCCCCCACCCCGGGCAGUACUGCCCACUCCUUUCUUCCCCCACGGUGCCCUUCCGUGUGCAUGCCCAGGUUCCGGCCUGCGUGGGUGUGGGCGUGGUGGGGGGAAGCCCAGGGGGCUGUGACGCUGCCCCCUCCGCAGCCCAGACGGCCACACACCAUACUGCCUCCCUGAAGCUUGAGGCCCGGAGGAUGGGGGGCGGGGGCGCCCAGAGAUCCCAGGGCCCAGGCCCUGGAGGGUGUGCAGAGCGCUGGGGCUCCCCGGGGAGCCAGCCCACCUCCUCUGCUGCCGGCACCUGGGAUUCUGGUUACCGCAGGGUAGUGGGGCCUGGGCCCCCCGGCAGGACACCACGCGGACGGCGGGGCGGGCCGAGGCUCGUGUGCUGGACGCCCGGCCGCACGUGCACCCGGGAGCGGGAGCUGAGCCCUGCGAGAGCCCAGACUCCGUGCUCCGGGGAAGCUCUUGGGGACCUGGUGGUCAAGGGCGUGGGGGGAAAGUCCCCCGAGACUGACUGGACGGCAGAUGGCCGCAGGGUCCGUCCCCAUUCGCCGCUCCAGGCGGUACCGACGGCUUCAUGGGACAGCAGCUUGACGCCUCCCAAGGAGCGUGUCGCGUGCCAGACGCUGCGGACGCAGCUCCAGAAGCCCCCGUCGCCCUCAGCUGCGGAGGGAGAGGCCAGGGAGCUGAAGACACCUUCCCCAGGCGACCUCUGCUGCGGCGGGCAGGCCCCGGGGUGGGGGCCCGUGUCCUCCCGUCUGCGGGGCAACCCCCGCACACAGCCCGCCAGUCCUGGUGCUGCCGCGGCCUCCACACGGUGCCGGUUCCGUCGGACUCACCAGCUGAGGCCCCGCCAGGUGCCCUCCGGGCUCGGGCAGCGGGCAGGGGUCCCCCGCGGGAUGACAGGGCCGCCCAGCUGUGGCUGGCUCCUGUCUGGGCCUCCGGACCCUCCGCUUGUCGGCCGUGGGUCUGUUGCCCUUGAUCUGCUGGUGCCCCGGAGCCGCCAGUGGCGGGUCCUCUGGCUCCUCAUCGGGCCCGACCCGGACCCUCCCCUGGAGAGCUAG
Messenger RNA from Nyctereutes procyonoides (raccoon dog), 1674 nucleotides. Its product is annotated as spidroin-2-like. The record is from RefSeq and is a predicted model, not a curated record. The coding region runs from base 1 to 1674 and encodes 557 amino acids. The transcript has 6 exons. NCBI's taxonomy places the organism in Eukaryota, Metazoa, Chordata, Mammalia, Carnivora, Canidae.